AUGUCUGACAAACAAGUGCCUCCAUUUUCUCUCGAUACGCCUCGUUACGACACAUCGACGUACGUCGGUCGGUGGCAUAAAUUUGCAGAGCUCGUGUCACCAAAGUGGCUUUUCCUGAGCUCGGAACAAAUUCAGCAUUCAAAGCAGACGCUUGAGGACUUUCGCAAUGGCGCACUCCCCCCUGGUCAAUUCAAUGAUGUAGAGCUCUGGAAUCUUCGCCAGGCAUACGAGGCUGCGGUGCAUCCUCAGACAGGCGACACGGUGCCAGCUUUGUUCCGGCUGUCGGCAUUUGUACCUGUGAACAUUCCAAUCUGUGUUGGCAUGUUGCUCGCACCGCCUACGUUGAAAAACACGAUCUUCUGGCAGUGGGUAAAUCAGAGCUACAGUGCCGGCUUCAACUAUGCCAACCGCAAUGCCAGCAGUGAGCAGGACAAUUUGACCAUUUUGAAAUCGUACGCAACGGCUACGGUCGUGUCUUGUACGACAGCUGUGGGCCUGGGCAAGAUGGUGCAGAAUGCUAAGCGACUGUCUCCAAGCACGCGCUCUUUCUUGGGAACGAUGGUUCCAUUUGUUGCUGUUGCUAGUGCAGGAGCCUUCAAUGCGGUUUCCAUGCGUUUCAAUGAGUUCCAAGAGGGCAUUGAUAUCAUGGAUGAGCACGGAGACGUUCAUGGACGUUCUGUUGCUGCUGGACGUCAAUCUCUAGGUCAAGUGGCGCUUACACGGAUUGCACUUCCAAUGCCCAUUUUGCUGCUUCCGCCGUAUCUGUUUGGCGUCAUGAAGAAAACCAAUAUCAUGCCCAACGGCAAGUACCCUAAACUCGCCGCCGAGCUUGUCGUAUUGACGUUGUGUCUGUGGGGCGCCAUGCCAAGUGCUGUCGCUCUCUUCCCGCAAAUGGGCAGCAUUUCUGCGGACAAUGUUGAAGAGGAGUUUCAGUCCCGACUGGACCGGCACGGCCAGCCCAUUCGCCACUUUUUGUACAACAAGGGGAUCUGA
Molecule: messenger RNA, 993 nt
Organism: Peronospora farinosa
Lineage: Eukaryota; Oomycota; Peronosporomycetes; Peronosporales; Peronosporaceae
Source: the annotation of a GenBank genome assembly